Molecule: messenger RNA, 5957 nt
Organism: Hevea brasiliensis (rubber tree)
Lineage: Eukaryota; Viridiplantae; Streptophyta; Magnoliopsida; Malpighiales; Euphorbiaceae
Product: DDT domain-containing protein PTM
Exons: 10
Coding region: 387-5483 (1698 amino acids)
Source: RefSeq, a predicted model, not a curated record
UGAGCCGGAAUCGCUGACUCGUCAGAAACGAGUUCCUAGUCAACCAGCCCAACUCGCACCUUUGUUUUUUUAUUGGGCAAGUCGAAAGAGGCCGUAGUUCACUUGUUCUUGUUCUUCCUUAUUAGGGCACAUCUUUCUUUGUAUUUCUCUAUCUAUAGUCUAUACACACUCUAAUAAGCAAAAUCCACAAUCUGCACUUCAAUGGCGGCCAUUAAACCCUAAUCAGGGAUCUGAAGGAACACUUGAUCUAUCGUGGGUCGAAAUCCAGCAUAGACAUUUUUAGGGGUGAAUUGGAAUCGACGAUUUGUAUUUUUGGAACUCUAGGGAUUGUUUUCGUGUGUGUUUUGACUUCUGGGUUCGAUCUGAUUUAUUUUGGAUUAUAACAAAUGGAGCCCACGGAGGUUAAAAAGAGGGGUCGAGGUCGACCAAGGAAGCGGAGGCUAGACGAGGAUGAAAUUGAUAAAAAGGUGGACUUCGCUAUUAAGAAGCAAGCUUUGGAAAUGAGAUGGAAGCCCCUUGUGGGUAGAUAUUUAAUAAAAGAAUUUGAUGGUAAUGGGAUUUUUCUGGGGAAAAUAGUGUACUACGACAAUGGGUUAUAUAGAGUAGAUUAUGAGGAUGGGGAUUGUGAGGAUUUGGAGAGUAGUGAGCUACGUCAGUUAAUUUUAGGUGACAAUGAUUUUGAUGAUGAUUUGAUUGAAAGGAGGAAGAAAUUAGAUCAAUUAGUGUUAGAAAAGAGUUUAAAGAAUAAGAAGAAUUUGGAGAAGGAAGUAGCUGAUUUGAAAAAUGAGGUGGAUAGAGUUGAAACAUCUGCAAUAACUGAUUUGAGUGGUGAAGCAGCAGUUGAGAAUGAUGGGGCACAAGGUGAGGGUGAUGCAGAUUCUUCGAGUGAUUCAUGUGAGUAUGCAGCAAAUGCGGGUUUGGAACAAGAGGCAGAGAUCCUGACUGUACCACCCCCGCAAUUGCCCCCAUCAUCAGGGACUGUAGGCGUGCCAGAGGAAUGUGUUUCACAUAUUUUCUCAGUGUAUGGAUUCUUGAGGUCAUUUAAUGUCUGCCUCUUCUUGAGUCCAUUUACGUUGGAUGAUUUGGUUGGGGCAGUUAACUGUAAUGUUAAGAACACACUGCUGGAUGCCAUUCAUGUAGCUUUGAUGCUUGUGCGGAGACGACAUCUCGAAGCACUCUCUUCGGAUGGUUCAGAUAUUGCAUCAAAAUGCUUGAGGUGCAUUGAUUGGAGUUUACUGGACUCACUCACCUGGCCUGUUUAUUUGGUCCAAUAUUUUACAGUAAUGGGAUAUGCAAAAGGACCAGAGUGGAAAGGAUUUUAUGAUGAUCUACUGAACAAGGAAUAUUGUUCCUUACCAGUGAGUAGGAAGCUGAUGAUUCUGCAAAUUCUGUGUGAUGAUGCCUUGGAUUGCGCAGAGCUAAGAGCAGAAAUUGAUAUGCGGGAAGAAUCAGAAGUUGGAUUAGAUCCUGAUGCACUCGCAACCAAUCUUCCUGAAAAUGGUCCGAGAAGGGUCCAUCUCAGAUAUUCCAAGGCUUCAGCAUGCAAGGACAGGGAGGGUAUGGAGAUUAUUGCUGAAAGCCAUGGAACUAAGUCUUCUUGUAGUUCAAUGUAUUUGGGGUCCAAAUUUUCUAAAGGGGAGGGAGAUGGUCCUGGUGUUGAUGUAGACAUCAACAGUGACGAAUGCCGUCUUUGUGGCAUGGAUGGGACCUUGCUUUGUUGUGAUGGUUGCCCAUCAGCAUAUCAUUCCAGAUGCAUAGGCGUUGUCAAAAUGUAUAUACCAGAAGGGCCAUGGUAUUGUCCAGAGUGCACAAUUAACAAGCAGGGACCUACUGUUGUCAUGGGAACCUCACUUAGAGGAGCUGAAAUAUUUGGUGUUGAUUUAUAUGAGCAAGUCUUCUUGGGUACUUGCAAUCACUUACUGGUGAUCAGAGCUUCAAUUGGCACUGAGCCAUGUCUGAGAUACUACAGUCAGAAGGAUAUACCAAUGGUGCUGCAAGUUCUUUCUUCCUCUGUGCAGCAUAGAUCUCUAUACUCGGAGAUAUCUAAGGCAAUUGCAGAGUAUUGGAAAAUUCCAGAAACUGCCUUCUUCCCUUUUGAGACAAUGAAAAGAGGUUUAGAUAUAUCAUCUAUGAAUGAAGAUGAAAAAUCUUCUACUUUAUCAGUUCCAUAUGCAUUCAAGGAAAGCUAUAAAGUUGCAUAUGCUGGUGAGGCUGAGAAUGUGAUUAGUCUAAAUGUAAGUAAUGUAGAUAAUGUGACUGUCUCAUGUCUUGAUGCCUCCAUCAAUACAACAAUACAAGCUCACCGUCAUGGUAUCCUGAGCAAUGGUGAUACAAAAAAUUGCCAUCUCCUGAAUACGAGAUUAACUGAGCAGAUUAAAGUGGAGUCUGCUGGUUCAGUUAACCAGCAGAUUGGUCCAUCAGAUGUAGCUCAACGUAGUUUUGUUGACAGAUCAAGUGUGAUAACUACUUGCACCUCUGCAAACAGUGAUGGAAGUCAUAUUGGGCAUGGGAAUGCUACUUCUUUACCAGCAGUUGCAUCAUCCCAAGGCAAGGAAAGCAAUCAUGCAGUCUUUGGAGGGGUUGAGGAAAACUUGAUGGAUAAUGUUGUGUAUGUGGGUACCUUUUUUAAGCCUUACUCUUACAUAAAUCACUAUGUGCAUGGGGAUUUUGCAGCAUCUGCUGCUGCUAAUCUAGCUGUUCUUUCAUCUGAGGAAAGUCGUGUUUCAGAUACUCAUAAAUCGGGCAAUGCUAGGAAGGUCAUCUCUGACAUGUCAUUGCAAAUAAAAGCAUUUUCGAUGGCGGCCUCUCGUUUUUUCUGGCCAAGUUUUGAAAAGAAGCUUAUGGAGGUUCCAAGGGAGAGGUGUGGCUGGUGUCAUUCUUGUAAGCUCCCUUCUAAUAACAGAAGGGGAUGUAUGUUAAACUCAGCUGCCUUGACUGCUACUAAAGGUACCUUGAAGAUCCUCAGUGGCCUUCGUCCCAUAAUGAAUGGAGAGGGCAGUCUUCCUAGCAUUUCAACUUAUAUUUUGUACAUGGGAGAGGUUUUAUGUGGUAUUACAGUAGGCCCCUUUGAGAGCACAAGUUACAGAAAACAGUGGCGUAAAAGAAUAGAAGAUGCUUCAACUUGCAGUGCAAUAAAAGGCCCCUUGCUUGAGCUUGAGGAAAACAUCCGCACUAUUGCUCUUUCUGGGGACUGGGCCAAGGCAAUGGAUGAUUGGUUGGUUGAUUCUCCUGUGAUUCAAUGUUCUACAAGCACCAUUGGAACCACACAAAAACGUGGACCAGGUGGGAAGCGGCAUAGGAGGCAAUCUGGUAUGUCUGACAUUAGAGCUGAUGGUUGUGAUGACAAAAGUUUUGUCUGGUGGCGAGGGGGAAAGCUACUAAAGCAUGUGUUCCAUAAACAAAGUUUGCCUCAGUCGGUGCUUAGAAGGGCAGCUAGGCAAGGUGGUUCAAGAAAGAUUUCUGGUGUGUAUUAUGCUGAUGAUCCUCAGCUUCCUAACAGAAGCAGACAGAUGGGUUGGAGAGCUGCAGUUGAGAAGAGUAAGAAUGCAUCACAGCUAGCACUUCAGGUUAGAUAUCUAGACAUUCAUGUGCGAUGGAGUGAUCUUUUUCGUCCUGAGCAGAAUCUUCUAGAUGGAAAAGGUCCAGAGACAGAAGCCUCCUGUUUUAGAAAUGCAAUCAUUUGUGAUAAGAAAACUGAUGAAAACAAGAUUAGUUACGGAGUCGCAUUUGGGAAUCAAAAACAUCUCCCUUCCCGCAUCAUGAAGAAUAUAAUUGAAAUAGAGCAAAGUGCAGAUGGAAAGGAGAAAUAUUGGUUUUUCGAAACACAUGUUCCUCUAUAUUUGAUCAAAGAGUAUGAAGAAAAGGUUGACAAGGUGUUUUUGCCAUCACCUAAUAAAUCUUUGAAUGAACUAUCUGAGUUACAGAGACGGCAAUUGAAAGCUUCUCGCAGGGAUAUAUUUUUAUAUCUUGCUUAUAAGAGAGAUAAGUUGGAGAGAUGCUCUUGUGCAUCUUGUCAACAUGAUGUUUUACUCAGGAAUACUGUCAAGUGCAGUGGUUGCCAAGGUUAUUGUCAUAAAGACUGUACUGUAAGUUCAAAAAGUUAUAUGAAUGAGGAUGUUGAAUUCUUGAUUACCUGCAAGCAGUGUUACAAUGCCAAAGCUGUUACUCAUGAAAACAGUAAUGAGUCUCCGACUACUCCCUUGCCCUUACAAGGGCAAGAAUCUCAUAAUAUACAGACAGCCACCAAAAUCACAAGGAUUAAAUUUCGUAAUCAACCAUUAAUAUCUAUCAGAACCCAGGAGAGUAGCUCUGAGAUGAAACAAACUAAUGCUUCUAGUCUGGCAACGAAAAACAGAAGUAGAUUAUGUAGUUGGGGUGUCAUUUGGAAGAAAAAGAACACUGACACAGGAAUUGAUUUCAGGCGUGAGAACAUUCUUUUUAAGGGCAAUUCAGAGAGGUUGAAGCCUGUAUGUAACCUUUGCAAAAAGGCAUAUAAUCGUGAUCUGAUGUAUAUCCAUUGUGAAACUUGCAACAGUUGGUUUCAUGCUGAAGCUGUGGGACUCGACGAGUCAAAACUUUCAAAUGUGGUGGGCUUCAAAUGCUGCAGGUGUCGUAGAAUAAAAUCACCCAAGUGUCCUUAUGAUAUCCCUGAAGGUGAGAAGCCAGUGAGCCAUAAGCCAUGUGAGAGGGUGUUGAAGAAAGGAUAUAUAGGAGUUGGCUAUGAUUCUGGAACUGUUGCCGAAUCUAAAGUGUGUGAGCCCACUACUCCAAUUUAUCCCAUGGAGGAAGUGUUGGUACAGGAUGAUGAUCCUCUGCUUUUCUCUGUUUCAAGAGUUGAACAAAUUACGGAGGACAAUUCUAGAGCAGAGCUUGAAUGGAAUGCUACUGGACAGGGCCCACAGAAACUACCAGUCAGAAGGCAUACAAAGCCUCAAUUCAAUGCUGAAGGUAUGUUUGAGAACAACCAUCACACAGAAUCAUCUGUGCCUGUUGAUAGGAAUAACCUCAUGAACCCUAAAGAGGAGUUACCUUCUUGUGCGGAGUGGGAUGUUUCCUCUAAUGGCCUUGAAGGCGAGGUGAUGUUUGACUAUGAAGGUCUGAACUAUGAGGAUAUGGAGUUUGAACCGCAGACGUAUUUCUCAUUUACAGAGUUGUUGGCAUCUGAUGAUGGUGGCCAGUUGGAAGGGUUUGAUGCUUCGGGGAAUGUUUUGGGAAACUCUGAAAAUCAGUCUUGUACAGUUUCACAUGAUGGAUUUCUUGAACAGUGCGCAAUGGAUAUAUCUGUUGAUCAGCAGGAACCAGUGACCACUCUGGAGUCGACCAUUAAUGCUAAGCAAUGUAAGAUGUGUUCACACUCAGAGCCAGUCCCUGACCUUUCGUGUGAGAUUUGCAACUUGGUGAUACACAGUCAUUGUUCACCUUGGGUUGAGUCCUCAUCUCCAGGAGGCACCUGGAGCUGUGGUAAUUGCAGAGAAUGGCGGUAGGCAACUUUGUUGUCUCGUGGGGUUUCAAGUUUUUUGGUUGGAAGCAGUGAUGCAUAGAGAAGUUACAUUGGACAAGGAUUGAACCAAACAUAGUUGAUCAAAUAUUUUUUGGAUGAAGCAGGCAAGCAUAUGGAGGUUGUGCAUUAUUAUGGGAAAGAUGAUGAUGAACCAUUUUGAUUCUUCAUAACUGAGGCAGCUGGGUAUGCUUUUGUAAAAUGUGCAUUGGUGGUGAGGGGGUUGAUGCUUCAGGGUAGAGCCCUCCCCUCUAAUCCUACUUAAAGAAGCAGUCCUUUGUGAAGUCCCGACCAUUUUUAAUUCGGGUCUAAUUGGUUCGCUUCACAACCUCACAGAUAUUCCCUUAAUGGGAGAUAAGCAGGUUUUUUAAUUUGUGCUUAUCUGAUAACCUUGCUUGUAUAGAUCACAUUUGCAGCCCAAAUUUUUUAUGAGAUUAAGUUUAAAAGCAUAAUUUUUACA